Lasiosphaeria miniovina is the source of this 598-nucleotide messenger RNA. RefSeq lists its product as uncharacterized. NCBI's taxonomy places the organism in Eukaryota, Fungi, Ascomycota, Sordariomycetes, Sordariales, Lasiosphaeriaceae. The coding region runs from base 160 to 474 and encodes 104 amino acids. The record is from RefSeq and is a predicted model, not a curated record. The transcript has a single exon.
AGUCCGAAAAACACACAAAAAGAAAAACCAAGACACACACGAGAAAUACAGAGAGAGAUCGGAUCUGCUGACAAGUCCACCCCGUCUCGUCAUUCUAACCACUACAGGGACGGCAUGUGAGGAAAGAAAGAAACUUUCUCUUUACUACUUCUUCUUUUCAUGGCGACUUUGACGAUGUAUACGUCCGCGACAGCAUCGAAUCGAAUAGAAACGAGAGUUUUUAGGAUGGGUUGUCGGGUUUGGAACAAGAAACUAUGGAUCGACAUUGACCUUCAACUCACCCAUCUUUCCUUUUCAGUAAUUUUAUAUUUUUCCUUUGUUCUGUUAUUUGAUCUGACCUUGGUUGGUACUCACUGCCUGGCGAGAUUGCUUGGGGUUUUUGCUUUGUUUCUUUGGCUUCUCUUGCUGUACACAUACCUUUCUGAUACAUACCUGUUUGUGUGGGAUCGUGGGUUCGAGAGUGCAGCUUGCUGAAACGUAAUGGGAGAGUCAGGGGCGGGAGAGUGUGGGAUGGAUGAUGGUGAUGGUUUGACGAUGUGGAAGAACUGUUUUUUGUGGCACUGCACGAUAAAUAAACAUCAUAUGUCUGUUGGUUUUU